Molecule: messenger RNA, 985 nt
Organism: Capsella rubella
Lineage: Eukaryota; Viridiplantae; Streptophyta; Magnoliopsida; Brassicales; Brassicaceae
Exons: 5
Coding region: 1-816 (271 amino acids)
Source: RefSeq, a predicted model, not a curated record
AUGAGUGUGUUUCCCGGAUUUGGUCGGUGGAUCAAUCAGAACCUACAACAGCCUAAGGCUGAGUCCAGGAGAUCUGAGAAUGUUGAAACUAAUUCAGAGUCAGAAAAAGAUACCAAUAAUGAGGAAGAACCAAGUUAUGACGAAGAGGAGAUGAUGAAGCAAAAUGAACUUUGGAAAGCUGCAGAGAAGAAGCAUCCAUGGCAUGAUGCACCUCCUAAGGUGAAGGUAAUAACAAAAAAGGGUCUUUGCCAUGUAAACAUAGAAUUGACAUUUGGCUUGGAUCCUGAUGGAGUCUUUGAACUUUUCACUAGUCCAAAUAACGGCUCAAUCUUCUUUGAUAUGGACAUGAAUGGCCGCCCGCUUCUGGCAAGCAAAUCAAGAAAGGUUUUGAAGAAGGAUGGAUCGAGGCAGACUGUGAAGUUGGUGAAAGCUGUAGCAUGGGACUUUCUUUGGUGGUCUGGAUCUUUUCCGAUACAUCUAAUUGUCGAUAUAAACAAAAAGGAUCUUACAGCAAAAUAUAAGAAAGAGAAAAUGAUGUUCAUGAAAGUUUUCAAAGGUAAUUGGAAAAUUGAGCCAAUAUACGUAGAUUCAGAACGUUUGUGCAAGCAAAAGAAGCCAAAGAGUCUACAAGAAUACAAAACAUGUAGUGGCGGGCAAGGAAGGAUUGCAUCGAAAGUAAUAAUGGACCAAUACUUUCAGCCAUAUUCUCCUUUUAAUCUGCCGCCAAUUUCUUGGUUUAUUCGUGAUUUCACCAUAAGAACCACCAAGACUCUACUCAAAAUGCUUCAAUAUGCGAGUGUCACACUACGAGAGUGAGUCUCUACAUUCAUGGAAAAAGACUAACCAACUGAUCACACAUAGAUAUAUGUAUGUUGUAAGUUGUAACAAAGCUUAAUACCAAUAUACUUGGUACAAGGUAAAACCAUGAAAACGGUUCAAUCGGAUGAUUCAAUAUUUGAAUGGUACGGAAAUUUUUUCUUGUUGA